AUGGGUUCAAUCGUUCUGCCUCAUUUGCAAACAGCCUGGCAUGUAGACCAGGCCAUCCUCUCUGAGGAGGAACGCCUGGUGGUGAUCCGGUUCGGGCGCGACCAUGAUCCCGACUGUAUUCAACAAGAUGAACUGCUCUACAAAAUUGCUGAGCGGGUUAAGAACUUUGCGGUUAUCUACCUAUGCGAUGUCGACCAAGUCCCGGAUUUCAACCAGAUGUACGAACUUUAUGACCGAAUGACAAUUAUGUUCUUCUAUCGCAACAAGCAUAUGAUGUGUGAUUUCGGCACGGGAAACAACAACAAGUUAAACUGGGUGCUGGAAGACAAGCAGGAAUUGAUCGACAUCAUCGAAACAAUUUACAAAGGUGCAAAGAAGGGUCGUGGUCUGGUGGUCAGCCCGAAAGACUACUCUACCAGAUACCGAUACUAA
Molecule: messenger RNA, 432 nt
Organism: Penicillium soppii
Lineage: Eukaryota; Fungi; Ascomycota; Eurotiomycetes; Eurotiales; Aspergillaceae
Product: DIM1 family thioredoxin-like protein
Exons: 4
Coding region: 1-432 (143 amino acids)
Biological process (GO): mRNA splicing, via spliceosome
Cellular component (GO): U4/U6 x U5 tri-snRNP complex; spliceosomal complex; U5 snRNP
Source: RefSeq, a predicted model, not a curated record